Molecule: messenger RNA, 3342 nt
Organism: Chinchilla lanigera (long-tailed chinchilla)
Lineage: Eukaryota; Metazoa; Chordata; Mammalia; Rodentia; Chinchillidae
Gene: Slc36a2
Product: solute carrier family 36 (proton/amino acid symporter), member 2
Exons: 10
Coding region: 642-2093 (483 amino acids)
Biological process (GO): L-alanine transport; proline transmembrane transport; glycine transport
Cellular component (GO): vacuolar membrane
Molecular function (GO): amino acid:proton symporter activity; L-proline transmembrane transporter activity; L-alanine transmembrane transporter activity
Source: RefSeq, a predicted model, not a curated record
UUCUCCCCGCCAUGGCGCCUCGCACAGCGGAGCACGGUUAGGAGUUGGAGACCUCUCCUCCUCCUUCCAGCUUGAGGAAGGGAAGCUCCCGGGAGGGAUGCAAACUGUGGAGCCCCUGAGAGCGGGCCCGGACCCUGAGAUGCACAGAGAGGGGAUCUGCAGCUAUGUUCCUGGAGACAGAGAUAGGAUAUCAGUUAAGAACCCGGACAAGGUGGCUCUGGUCCCAACUCUGUCACUUGCCAGCCUGUGACUUCAGCCAGAUGCCUUUACUACAGAGUUGCAGUUGUUUAACUACAGGAUUAACGAGAAAAUGCAGAUGAAGCAAGCGGAGGAAUGCCUAUGCCAGAUUGUGGGUGCUGUUGCCACUCCUGUCACUGGGUGAUACCAGGACGGCUCCUGACCCCUUCCCAAACCCUCUGACCCGGCCUCCUCUGCCCUGGCCCCUCCUCCUCCACUGGCUUCUCUGGGCUGGAGGAGGAGGCUGGGCCCUCAGAGAGGAGGGAGGGGCCUUAUUCCAGCCUCCCAGGGCACGCUCGGCAGAAGCCACACAGCUGGGCUUGCACCUGCUCCGGCCACCUUCCCACUGCCCGCUUCCAGCCCGGCCUCCGUGCUGUCCUGAGAGCUCCCUCUCUGCAGCAGUCAUGCCUGGGACAAAGAAUGCUGCGAGCCACCAGGAAGCUGCCACCUUCACCCUGGACCUUGUGCCAUCUCCCCAAAGUACCAAGAAGUUGCAGAACAAGGAUUCCAGUCUCUUGGAUGGAAGCUCUUCUGGGUCCUCGGGUCUGGAGAAGGCCAAGGGCAUAACAGGGUUCCAGACCUUGGUCCACCUGGUGAAGGGCAACAUGGGCACGGGCAUCCUGGGCCUACCGCUGGCCGUGAAGAACGCAGGCAUCCUGAUGGGGCCGCUCAGUCUGCUGGCGAUGGGCUUCGUCGCCUGCCACUGCAUGCACAUCCUGGUCAGGUGUGCCCAGCGCUUCUGCCGCAGGCUGAACAAGCCCUUCAUGGAUUACGGGGAGACGGUGAUGCACGCACUGGAAGCCAGCCCCAGCACCUGGCUGCAGAACCAUGCCCGCUGGGGCAGGCACGUGGUGAGCUUCUUCCUCAUCAUCACCCAGCUGGGUUUCUGCUGCGUGUACAUAGUGUUUCUGGCUGAUAAUUUGAAACAGGUAAUAGAAGCUGUCAAUGGCACAACCAACAACUGCCGCAGCAACGAGACGGUGACCUUGACGCCCACGAUGGACUCGCGUCUCUACAUGCUCGCCUUCCUGCCCUUCCUGUGGCUGCUGGUCCUCCUCCGAAACCUCCGCGUCCUGACCAUCUUCUCCCUGCUGGCCAACAUCAGCAUGCUGGUCAGCCUGGUCAUCAUCACCCAGUACAUCGCCCAGGGAAUUCCAGACCCCAGCCGGCUGCCACUGGUGGCGAGCUGGAAGACCUACCCGCUCUUCUUCGGAACAGCCAUCUUUUCUUUCGAAAGCAUCGGCGUGGUCCUGCCUCUGGAAAACAAGAUGAAGGAUGCCCGCCGCUUCCCUGCCAUCCUGUCUUUGGGAAUGUCCAUCAUCACCACCCUGUACAUCGGCAUCGGGGCUCUGGGUUACCUGCGCUUUGGAGAGGACAUCAGAGCCAGCAUAACCCUUAACCUGCCCAACUGCUGGUUGUACCAGUCGGUGAAACUCCUCUACAUCAUCGGCAUCCUGUGCACCUACGCCCUACAGUUCUACGUCCCAGCAGAAAUCAUCCUGCCCUGGGCCAUCUCCCGGGUGUCAGAGCGCUGGGCACUGCCCGUGGACCUGUCCAUCCGCCUCACCAUGGUCUGCCUGACCUGCGUCCUGGCCGUCCUCGUCCCGCGCCUGGACCUGGUCCUCUCCCUGGUGGGCUCCGUGAGCGGCAGCGCCCUGGCCCUCAUCAUCCCGCCGCUCCUGGAGGUCACCACCUACUCCUCCGAGGGCCUGAGCCCGCUCACCCUCGCCAAGGACACCCUCAUCAGCAUCCUGGGCUUUGUGGGCUUCGUGGCGGGGACUUACCAGGCCCUGGACGAGCUGAUCGAGUCAGGGGACUCUCUCCCUCCUUCCAAUGCCACCCUCCCCAUUCAGUGAGAGCGGGGCCGCUCCACACCCACCAACACAAGGCUCACAGUGGCGUGGAUCUCUUUGACACACUCUAUGCUGCUGUUUUGUCUUCUCUCUGGGCACAGUAAAACAAGCAAGGACUCGCCGGCUACAAGGUCUAAAUGAUAAUUUUUGUUUAAUUUUUGCUGUUGUUGUCUAUUCCUUUUUCUUUCCAUCUCUCACUUUCCACUACAUUGAGAACUCUCCCAUGGAAGGUUCUGGAUCCUCCCCAACUUUUUCUUUUUUGGUCAUUGCCGGGGUGAGUGUCGCACCUCCAGCGGCCUACACGAGGAGAAGCCACCAGGGGGCUCCAAAUGGCAGCACCGGGCAGAAGGAAGUGCGCUAGGGAAAGGGGAAUGUGCUUUGCAGACGACAGGUUUCCCCAUUUCCUGAGCCGUGCAAGGACCUAAUCCACAGCUCAGCAAGUCAUGCAAACUCCAGUGUCAGGCUGCAUGGGGCCAUGAGGAGCUGUGUGAGCCACAACUCUCAGGAAGGAGCCGUCCACGCUCAAGUGAGGGGCAAUAAGGCUUCCAAGCCACUGGAUUAAGUAGGAGCUCAGCUCAAAGAUCCCACUGAAGCAGAUGCACUUGCGCAGGAAGGAGUAGAUACGACGUCGUUUGAAUAGACUUUAUCCUAUAAUCCCUGCAACAGCCGUUCUUGGUCACCUGUGUGUGCCAGGCAUAAGGCAAGGUUGUUACAGUAGAUUGGAAAAUUGCCCAUAACUUCUUCUGGACAGUGCGACCGCACUGCUCCUUCCGUUAAGAGGUGAGAUGUCUGUACUUCUGCCCCGUGAGUCUGACCUUCACCUUGUAACUUGCACUGGCAAGAUGAGACAGCAGUAAAUAUGAAGGCGAGGGCUUGGUGGUGGCUUACGUGUGGACAGCCCAUCUCUUACCGCUCUGUGGAGCUGAAACCACCAAGUGAAAAGGCCCAGGCCAGCUUGCUGGAGGACGGGAGGCCUGUGGAGCCAAAACUCCUCCUUCCAUUCGAGCCCUGAGCCCAGAGCAACAGGCCUGUCAACGGCCAGACGCCUGAGUGAAGCCAGCUGUCCCAGCUCCAGCCAACCUGAACCAAACCAUAGGAAUCUGCAGAAGUGGCUGCGGGGGGCAGUGAAGCCAAACGGCACAGGAUGCGCUCAGCGUGCACAGCACUCGGGUUCCAUGCCCAGUGCCAGAACGGUGUGCAGAGAAACCCCGAAUCGUGAGGAAUAAUAAAAGCCUGUGGUUUUAAUUCGUAA